UGCAGUCAGAAAGUAGGUUGGAUUUUCUCAAUCAAGAUACAGGCAAGAUAUCUUAAAAUUCUAAUCCUAAUCCAGCCAAAUUAAGACAACUAAGUUCUUUCAAUGUAAACAAGAUAUUCCAGAAACCCAAUCAGAAAUCAUAUCAAUGAAAUCCACAUGAAUCAAUUAGACAAAGAUGCAGUCAAUUAGCAUAUUCAACACAAUAACAGAUGUACAAAAGAUGAUUACAAAUGAAGGCGGUUUCUUGGAUGAAAGUGAAUUUGAUAUCGUACCAAGCAAUGGAAGAGACAAUGUACAUAAUGACACACUGCAGAAGUUUUCUUUAUGUAUAAACCUUGGGCAUAUUCCUGUGAAUAAGGUGAAUUCAACAGUAAAUAACAGAAGAGUGAGUAUCUUUGGAGAUCAAUCAAUAGUAACACAGGAUGAAACUGGAAUGACCAGAAAUAUCUUUCAUGGGUUUUAUAGCAAAUUUAACCUCCCACCUGAUGUUGAUCCAGAAACUCUCAGCCUCAAUGUUUCUGGUAAAAACAGUGUUACCAUAAGUGGUUUUCGACAUAAUGUAAAGAUUGUUAAGACAAAAAAAUACUCAAAGAGCUCAGUGAUCUUCCCAAAAGGCCAAAGUAUCAGAUCAAGCAACUACAUUCAAAUGGACAUACCUGAAGACAUUAGCAAUGAAAGUUCAUACUCAUACUUCACAAUUGUUCCUGAGCAAGAACCUGCCCCUUUAAAGCCAUCCCAUCCUGAAGCAACUGACCUAAAAAAACAUGAGUCAUUAACUGGGGACCAACAAGAUGAUUUCUCACUACCUAAAUCUGAGCAACUUGAUAACUCCACAGUUCAAGCCUUGGACGGAGAUGAAGAUUCCAGGAAUGUACAGUCUCCCGCUUCAAGACAAAAGAAAGCAUCUUUACAUUUUCGUGAUCGGACCAAUAAAGGUAGUUCAUCAAAGGUCCCAAAAUCUUUUUCCAGCACAGAUGCUGUGGAUAGAAAAUCCUCAAGAUUCUUCAAACGCUCUCGCAAAUCUAAACCAGAAAUGCUCAGUGUGGAGACACAGACAGCUGAACCAGUUCAAAAUCCUCGAAGACUGCAAAAUACAGAUGUUAAGGAAAGUGAAAAGAAUGACCUUGUAAGAUUAGCACAUGAGACUCAAAAUCUUUUGGAUUCAUCGUUCAAAAAUAAACAAGAUAUCAUGGAAACAGAAACUCCAAUCAAGCAAAAUAUUAAACAGACCAGCUCAGUAAACAAGGUCCAAGCACAAAACAAACCGAAUGAUAUGAAAACUAGUGAACAAAAUAGGCAGGAAACUGAAAAAACCCUACAAGAGGACAAAUAUGUUGCAAUGUUUCAUCCGCAAGUGGCACCAGUUAAUCCUUGUCAAGAUGGACAAGAUUUUUUGGAAACCAAAUCAUCAUUCUCAAAAAAAAGCACUGAAAUUGACUUGCAAAAUGAAAAUAUAAAUUUGGAUAUCCACCCCAAUGAGCAGCAGCAUAUUCCAAAAUGUUAUCUCCAAGGUAGGGAAAUUCCUCAAGAAAUUCCAUUAGAUAUCUGGGUAGAUCAUCUCAGAUCUGAAUAUCGAAUCUGAAAUCGGAGAAGAUGUCAAAAAUUUCCCACUGCAAGUGACCAACAUUUUUUAGUUCCAUACAUUCAAUACAUCAAUAUUUAACGCCAGCUAAUUUAUUUGCAUAUUUCCUCAAAAUAAGCAAGGUUACCCAAAAUCUAAUGGCAAAUCAUAUAAGCCAGGAAAAUAAUCCAAUCUAAAACAGAACAUAUCGCCUGGACGUUACUCAGUCAUAUGCAGUGAAGAUUGAUAAUGUAGAUCCAAACACCAAUGGUAAGGAUUUCAGGAUAUCUGUUAAAAAAAAUUACCAUGAGGUUCACUGUUCAGUUUUAAGUAGAGCAAUGAUUUGUAAGAUGUUUCAGAAGACAGGAAUGAACUUUCAAAUAUUUGUGAAAAUCUUCCACAAAAACCCAGUGCAAUAUAUAUGAUACAUCAGUGUGCCAUUUUAUUGUGAUAUAUUUAUUCUUACUAACUCAAAAAAGCAUCCACCGCUGAAAAUGUUGCAAAGGAAGGGAUAUUCAACUUGUAGUUCAGUCUGAGAUUACAUCAUAAACAUAGGCAAAAUGACAAUUAAGUACUUAAGAUGUUUAAGGAACUAUUUCUUGGAACUUCUGGAGCAGUUACCUCAAGCAAUAAAAUGGAUUUUAUGUGGGUUUGGAACAUCAAGUAGCACUCUUCUGUUAUGUAGCAAUUUAAUAAAACUCAGACUCAAUAUUUGUUCCAGUUGUACAACUUGAUUUGAAUCUCAUGUGUGAUUGAAUCUAAAUUCUGCAUUAUAUUCAGUAAUGUAGUAACCCUAAGUAAUAAACACGACCACGUCACAAACUGACUCUCAAAAUUUAUAUGAGCUGAAAGAGUAAAGAUUUUAACAUUUAAAAGUGUAAUAGGUUUAUUUCCAGAACUAUAUUUCACAUAAUCACACACAUUAAUUAAUCCAUAAUGAAAUAAUGUCCCUUGCAAUGCAGGUCACAUGAGAGAGAAUUUGUUAUUUUAUUAAACAAAAUUAAUAUAUAUGCCGGUAGACAAAUACCAACCUGAUCUUCCUGUGGCUCAGCACUUCAACUCCCCCUCCCAUUCCGAAUCCGACCUUUCUGCCCUGGGCCUCCUCCAUUGCCAGAGUGAGCACCACCAGAAACUGGAGGAGCAGCACCUCAUAUUCCGCUUGGGCAGUCUGCACC
Leucoraja erinaceus (little skate) is the source of this 2736-nucleotide messenger RNA. RefSeq lists its product as uncharacterized. NCBI's taxonomy places the organism in Eukaryota, Metazoa, Chordata, Chondrichthyes, Rajiformes, Rajidae. The coding region runs from base 176 to 1582 and encodes 468 amino acids. The transcript is spliced from 2 exons. The record is from RefSeq and is a predicted model, not a curated record.